AUGACCGAGAGGAUAACGCUGAAGGACAGUCGAACGUAUGUCGACUAUGAGUCGGUGCCGCUUGCACUAGAUGGUGUUUGCCAGCUGUACGAACAGGCGCUGAAGGCAACAAAUCCCCAACUGAAAAACAUCACUUAUGAUGUGAACGACUUGUUCUCCUACAUUGAUUCGCUUCGAGACAUGUGCGCCCUCGUGCUGGACCGCCAAUCGAAUUGUUAUGUCCCCCAUGACAAACAAUGGAUAAAAGACCAGGCUUUUAAGCACCUCAAGAAACAGGCCCACGUGUAG
Neospora caninum is the source of this 288-nucleotide messenger RNA. Its product is annotated as putative enhancer of rudimentary. The coding region runs from base 1 to 288 and encodes 95 amino acids. Lineage: Eukaryota; Apicomplexa; Conoidasida; Eucoccidiorida; Sarcocystidae. The record is from RefSeq and is a predicted model, not a curated record. The transcript is spliced from 3 exons.